CUCUCUCUCUCUCUCUCUCUCUCUCUCUCUCAGGAUUAAUGAAAGGCGUCAAUUCUGCGGAACGAUAGGAUUUGGGCUCAUGCAAGUUUCUUCUUGUGGCUUUUGGUCUGUUGGAAAUAGCAGAAGUUCAGGGUAAAACUUUUCUCUCUGGUGGGGAUUAUGCUCUGUCACGAUGUGGCAGGUCGGCGGGAUCCGUGGCUCUUAUCUGUCCAAACUACAGUCCGUGAGCGCGCGCUUCAUGGCGAGCUCCCGGUGCUAAAUGAAAGCUCGGUAGUAAACUGGAACAGCGGCCAGAGACAGGUAGAGCUGUCCAUUUUCUGUCCAGCAUGAACAGCAUGUCAUGUGUAAGUGUUGUCAUGGUUAUCGCCCUGCUUUGGACGAACCUCUCUGACGGCCAGCUCACAUUGGACCACAAGAAGGUUGUUCCUAGACCCAUGACCCUUGAGACUCAGAUUUUGGACAGUGACUCUUCUGGAUCAUGGGGCUCUUGGGGUCCAUGGGGUGAAUGCUCUCGCACUUGUGGUGGUGGCGUUCAGGAGAAAAGCAGGCCAUGCUUACGCACGUACAGCAGUCCAUCCACAGUUUAUCCCUCCAGACAGGGUCCUCACACGGGGCAACAGGAUCCAAGUAUUGUCAUAUCAGCAUUAAGACCUUCUGUCCCAGUGCAUCAUGGUAAUAACAGGCCUCUUCCUGAAGCUCAGGGGUCACAACAUACCAGUCACGUGGAGACAAGAAAGCAGCAGGGUGAAGCACGGCCUGGGAGGAGACGAGGCGGCAGCACUCGGAUCAGCCCGGGGAUGUACGGUUAUGGGAAGAUGCCGUUCAUUGUCUCCUCGCAGAGAGAUUCUGGACAAACUGUGUACAGGGAGCGAAAAUCUCGCUCCCCAUCCAACCACAGAUACAACAGCUACAGACAGCAGCAGAAGAAGUACAGAAAUACUCAGCAAAGUCCCUCUCAAAAUACCCAUCACAGUAUAACAUCCUGGGUUCCCCUGCACCAGCCUGGCUUGGGUCUCCAGUCCCCGGGGAAACAUCAACCUCCUGGCACACUGACGUCAGGUUUUAGCCAAGCUUCAGCUCCUGGGAGACCUCAUAACACACACCUACUGCCAGCUUCCUCCUGCUCUGGAGCUGCCAGUCAGUACAAGAUCUGCAACAUGAAUUCUUGUCCUCCUGCCAGCAGGAAUAUCAGAGACAUCCAGUGUUCCUCCUAUAACAAUCACCCCUUCAUGGGCCGUCUCUAUGAAUGGGAACCUUUCAACGAAGUUCCUGGAGAUCAGCUCUGUGAGCUUAAUUGCCGUGCGAUCGGAUUCCGUUUCUAUGUCCGCCAAUCGGAAAGAGUCAUCGACGGGACUCCGUGUGGACAGAACGGGUCGGCCAUCUGCGUGGCUGGGACAUGUCAGAGUCCAGGAUGUGAUGAGCUUUUGGGUUCAGGGAAAGUGCUGGAUAAGUGUGGCGUGUGUGGUGGGGACAACACCGCGUGUCGGCUAGUUUCUGGACUGUUCCAGCACAGCCUGUCUAAAGUGGGCUACCACAAGAUCGUGGAAAUCCCACAGGGAGCCACCAGAAUCAAUAUAACUGAGAUGGUCAAGAGCCAAAACUACCUUGCUUUGCGGAGUCGCUCUGGACGUUCCAUCAUUAAUGGAAACUGGGCCAUCGACCGACCUGGAAAGUACGAAGGAGGAGGGACGAUGUUCACUUACAGACGGCCCAAUGAGAUCAGCAGCACUGCCGGAGAGUCCUUUUUAGCAGAAGGGCCAACCAGUGAGAUCCUGGACGUCUAUAUGAUAUACCAGCAGCCCAAUCCUCAAGUGCACUACGAGUACGUCCUUCCUUCUGAGAACCCCGUCAUCACAGCCAUUAACACUGAGGAUGGUAACACCGUGACCGGUGGAGCGGGACACGAUCAGUAUGGCGGAAGGCCGAAACAGGAUGGACACGAAGGUACAGGUGGGCACAGGACCCCACCUCAAUUACCUGACAACCAGGUACCACCUCGAAGGCACAGAGAACACAACUGGAAACUCACGGGCACGACUGACUGCACCGUCUCCUGUGGCAGAGGAAUCAGGCAUACUAUGUUCGGCUGUGUUCAUCGAGUCACUCACGAGCGUGUGUCUGACAGUCACUGUGACAGCACUACUAAGCCCAGCCCACAGGAGGAGCCCUGCAAUGUCCAGCCAUGUCCCGCAUUCUGGGAUAUUGGCGAGUGGUCAGAGUGCAGUAAGACAUGCGGCCUCGGCAUGCAGCACAGACAGAUCCUGUGUCGUCAGUUUUACAUCAACCGCACCCUCACCGUACCAGCCAAGCGCUGCGAGCACCUGGAGCGUGCUGAGAGCAGCAGCACCUGUCAGCUGAAGAUCUGCAGCGAGUGGCAGAUUCGCUCGGAGUGGAGCUCUUGCUCCAUGCCCUGCGGUGUAGGUCAGAGAACGCGUGAGGUGCACUGCGUCAGUAACGUAGGAGAUAUUGUGCAGGAUGAAGAAUGCAAUAUGAAUCUUCGUCCCCGUGACAUCGAGAACUGUGACAUGGGGCCGUGUGCUAAGAGCUGGUUCUACACAGACUGGGGUGAGCAGUGCUCGGCAGACUGUGGCAUUGGUGUGCGAAGCCGUAGUGUUGUGUGUCUCUCGAACCUGGUGAGCAGUGUGCCUCUGGAGGGCUGUGGUACGGAGCGCCCCCCUCAGGCUCAGCCAUGUCACAAUGGGCCGUGUGAAAGCCGUACCGAGUGGUUCACUGGGCCCUGGGGUCAGUGCUCAGCGGCGUGUGGAGCAGGCAGCCAGCAGAGGACAGUGGUGUGUAUGCUGAAGUCUGAGGAGAACUAUAUGGUGAUGCCACUCUAUGAAUGCUCUUCUCUGGAUAAACCUCUCAGCCAACAGAGCUGCACUGUGAAGGCCUGUGGAGCCAAGUGGUACUAUACUGACUGGAGUGCAUGUUCAAAGACAUGUGAAGGGGGAUUUCGUGUGCGGGAAGUUCGCUGUCUCUCUGAUGAUAUGAUGCCGAGUGAAGGAUGUGAAGAACAGCUGAAACCAGAGGACAAAGAGGAGUGCAGCCCUGGACCCUGCGUUCCACAGAUUGAUGAAAAGUGUCAAGACAAAUAUUUUAAUUGCAAUGUGGUGGUCCAGGCCCGCCUGUGUGUGUACGAUUACUAUAAGAAGGCAUGCUGUGCUUCGUGUGCGCGAGUGGCACAGAGACAUUCGACACACAGGAGCUACAGAUAG
Tachysurus fulvidraco (yellow catfish) is the source of this 3215-nucleotide messenger RNA. RefSeq names its product ADAMTS-like 7 (gene adamtsl7). Gene Ontology annotation, biological process: extracellular matrix organization. The transcript has 18 exons. NCBI's taxonomy places the organism in Eukaryota, Metazoa, Chordata, Actinopteri, Siluriformes, Bagridae. The record is from RefSeq and is a predicted model, not a curated record. Gene Ontology annotation, cellular component: extracellular matrix. Gene Ontology annotation, molecular function: metalloendopeptidase activity. The coding region runs from base 327 to 3215 and encodes 962 amino acids.